Calypte anna (Anna's hummingbird) is the source of this 3483-nucleotide messenger RNA. It is a transcript of the gene KDM4B, whose product is annotated as lysine demethylase 4B. Gene Ontology annotation, cellular component: nucleus. Gene Ontology annotation, molecular function: histone H3K9 demethylase activity. Gene Ontology annotation, biological process: chromatin remodeling. The transcript has 23 exons. Bases 162 to 3470 code for a protein of 1102 amino acids. NCBI's taxonomy places the organism in Eukaryota, Metazoa, Chordata, Aves, Apodiformes, Trochilidae. The record is from RefSeq and is a predicted model, not a curated record.
AGGAGGCGGGCGGCAGGUGCUGGCCGCAGGGUGCGGAGCUCUCCUCAGAACCCCCCUUCCGCUCUGACCCCUGCGCCGGGCCGCUGGGCGCUCCCCUGACGGGCAGCCCGGAGCCUCCGCCAGAGACUGUCAGCCGGAUCAGGCACCACUACUGUCAAAAUAUGGGGUCAGAAAGUCAGCAGAACCCUGGCUGUAAGAUCAUGACCUUUCGUCCCAGCCUGGAGGAGUUUCGGGAUUUUGGGAAGUACAUUGCUUACAUGGAAUCCCAAGGAGCUCACCGGGCAGGGAUUGCCAAGGUGAUUCCUCCUAAGGAAUGGAAGCCUCGAAAAACCUACGAUGACAUAGAUGACAUGGUUAUUCCAGCUCCUAUCCAGCAGGUGGUUACUGGACAGUCAGGUUUAUUCACCCAGUAUAAUAUACAGAAGAAGCCAAUGACUGUGGGAGAAUACAGACGUCUGGCCAACAGUGAGAAGUACUGUACUCCACGCCAUCAAGAUUUUGAGGACUUGGAGCGCAAGUACUGGAAGAACCUGACAUUUGUCUCACCAAUUUAUGGAGCUGAUAUCAGUGGCUCACUCUAUGAUUCAGAUGUGGAAGAAUGGAAUAUUGGCAAUCUGAACACCCUCUUAGACAUGGUGGAACAUGAAUGUGGCAUUAUCAUAGAAGGUGUAAACACUCCCUACCUCUACUUUGGGAUGUGGAAGACAACAUUUGCUUGGCAUACAGAGGACAUGGAUCUGUACAGUAUCAACUAUUUGCAUUUUGGGGAGCCAAAAUCCUGGUAUGCCAUACCCCCUGAACAUGGCAAGAGACUGGAACGCCUGGCAAAAGGAUUUUUUCCAGGAAGCUCUCAGGGAUGUGAUGCUUUCCUCCGGCACAAGAUGACCCUUAUUUCUCCCUCAAUCUUGAAGAAAUAUGGGAUCCCUUUUGACAGGAUCACCCAGGAAGCUGGCGAGUUCAUGAUAACGUUUCCUUACGGUUACCACGCGGGCUUCAACCACGGCUUCAACUGUGCUGAGUCUACCAACUUUGCCACUUUGAGAUGGAUUGACUAUGGAAAAAUGGCAACCCAAUGUACUUGCCGCAAAGACAUGGUGAAGAUUUCCAUGGAUGUCUUUGUGAGGAUUCUGCAACCAGAACGUUAUGAUUUAUGGAAACAAGGAAAGGACAUUGCUGUCCUGGACCAUAUGAAACCCACGGCUCUGACUAGCCCAGAACUAGAUGCCUGGAAUGAGGCAAAACCAGAGCUGAAGUCUAAACUGCUUCGCAGGAUAGGAGAUGAGGAAGAGGACAACAAACACCGGUCUCACAGAAAAAGAAGUCAACCAAGAAGACAUAAAACAGAGGAUCAGAAGUCUCUUGGGGAUGUCAUGGGUAUGGAAACUGCCUUGGAAGAUGUUAAAGUGAAAGAGGACCUGAAAAGAGGGCCAGAGCUGGAGGAAGAGGAGAGAAGCAAAGGCAUUGAAGGAGAAGGUGACUGCAAAGUCAAGGCCCGUCCUCCGAAAGUCAAAGGGGAGAGGAAGAAGAAACACCUUUUCCACCCCCUGCAAGCACCUCAGCCUCCUCUGCAGCAGCAGCCAUCACCUCUGCCACCACCUCCUGUGCCCCAGCAGCAGAUGGCAGAGGAGGAGAUGGCAGCACGGCCACCAGGACCUGCCACAGCACCCACGGUGGCCACAGCAGAGAAGGCCCCAGGUCCCCUGAACAUCAUCCACCCCUCAGAGGCACCAGCUGAGGAAGAUGACUUUAAACCUCGGCCCAUCAUUCCCAUGCUCUAUGUGGUUCCCCGGACCAAAAAGGUGGUGUUUGACAAGGAGCACAUGUCCUGCCAGCAGGCCUUUGAGCAGUUUGCCACCCAAAAAAGCCCAGGGUGGCGGGAGCAGCCCGUCCCUCUGGAAAUCUCUGUGAAGGAGGAGGAGAACCCAGAAGCAGAAAACACAGAGGUUGCUACAGAGACUGCUUCUGCUUUUUCCAAAAUGAAGAUGGAGAUCAAGAAGAGUCGGCGUCACCCCCUGGGCAAGCCACCCACCCGCUCCCCCCUGUCAGUGGUUAAACAGGAGACCUCGAGUGAUGAGGAAACACUUCCAUUUUCUGGGGAGGAAGAUAUGAGCGACCCAGAGGCUAUGAAAUCUUUACUUUCCCUCCAGUGGAAGAAUAAAGCACCUAAUUUUCCAGCUGAAAGAAAAUUCAAUGCAGCUGCUGCCCUGAGUGAGCCAUACUGUGCUGUCUGUACCCUCUUCUACCCCUAUAACCAGUCCUUACAGAUGGAUAAAGAAGCUGUCCCAGUCUCUGCAGGGGAGACCACCUCUUUCAUCCACCUUUCUAAGUGUGGACAAAAGACAAAGCCUCUGAUCCCAGAGAUGUGCUUUACCUCAAGUGGAGAAAACACAGAGCCUCUUCCUUCAAAUUCAUAUAUUGGAGAGGAUGGAACCAGUCCCUUGAUUUCCUGUGCCAAAUGCUGCCUGCAGGUUCAUGCUAGCUGUUAUGGAAUACGUCCAGACUUAGUCAAUGAAAGUUGGUCCUGCUCACGGUGCUCAGCCAACGCCUGGGCAGCGGAGUGUUGCCUGUGCAAUCUCAGGGGAGGAGCUCUUCAGAUGACCACUGAUGGGAGGUGGGUCCAUAUAAUCUGUGCUAUUGCUGUCCCUGAGGCCCGUUUCCUCAACGUAAUAGAGCGUCAUCCUGUGGACAUCAGUGCUAUUCCAGAGCAGAGAUGGAAACUGAAAUGUGUCUUCUGUCGGAAAAGGAUGAAGAAGGAGGCAGGGGCCUGCAUCCAGUGCUCCUACCAGCACUGCUCCACCUCCUUCCACGUCACCUGUGCACACGCGGCCGGCGUGCCCCUGGAGCCUGAUGAUUGGCCCUAUGUGGUCUCCAUCACUUGCUUCAAACACAAAGCAGCUAACCAGAAUGUUCCCUUUCGAAGGGAAGUGACUCUUGGACAGACUGUGAUCACAAAGAACAGGAAUGGACUCUACUACAGAUGUAAAGUGAUUGGCAUGACCACACAGACCUUCUAUGAAGUGAACUUUGAUGAUGGUUCAUACAGUGAUAACGUUUACCCAGAAAGCAUUAUUAGCAGAGAUUGCAUCCAGCUGGGACCCCCUCCAGAGGGUGAGCUGGUUCAACUGCAGUGGACAGAUGGAAUCAUCUAUAAGGCCAAGUUCAUUGCAGCCCAGAUCAGUCAGAUUUACCAGGUCGAGUUUGAAGAUGGUUCACAGCUCAUGGUAAAACGUGGUGAUAUUUAUACCUUGGAGGAAGAGCUUCCCAAGAGAGUGAAGUCUCGCCUGUCCCUCAGCACUGGGGCCCCUCAGGAAGAUGUCUUUUCGGGAGAUGAAGUGAGACCAGCCAAGCGUCCCCGACUGGGGAAUUCAAGAAAUCCUGAAGAAUAUGGACAAAACCCAGAUUACUUGGCUUUUAUGGAGAGUCUGUUGCAGACACAGUACCAGCCUGGGACUCAGAGCAACAUGUUUUAACCAGGAUUAAUUA